GUGCUUUUGUGUAUAAAAAAAGGGAACCCAACUGCUGGUGAAGAAAACAUCUAAAAAAACUAGAAUACACAUAUAAAGCAUCAGAUCUGAAGAAGCUCACCACAACACCACAAACGAUUCAAGAGGUUUUAACUAGCUAGAAAUCGAAAUGGGAUAGAAGAAGAGUGCUCCCCCAACAGUAUUAAUCAAGGAGAGUUCUUCUUGUAGCCUAUUAGGAAGCUUUGAUCCUUAUUUUCUUUUAUGACAACCUAACAAGACUGCAUUACCAGGUUAUGUCGUCAGCACGUACUAUGCCGAUGAGGCGGGCAAGGAGUGCUCUUCAGCUCUAUAAUACCUCAACAACACUAUCAUUGAGGAGGACUAAGAGCGCUCAUGAGUUCUAUGAAAGCUCAAAAAGGAGCAAUGAGCAUCGAUCUCCGCCAGAGAGAUCUCAUAGUAGCAGUACCCUCGAGCGUCUAAUGAUCAUGCGGCACAAUGUAGCGCAUGACGAAGGCGCUUUGGAGGAUCUUGUGAUUGAAAACAUGGAAUCGGUAAUAGAUGGCAAUGUGGUACAGCAUCGCAGGGAAGAAAAGAUAGCAUUUCCUAUGAUUCAUGGCAUUCAAAGUGAGAACGAGGAUGAGCUUUUAAGGGUACGUAAAGGCAACUAUGCUGCAAAUGAGAAAGAGGUAGCUUCAAAUGUUAAUGGCAACAACGGUGCCACAACUGAAGCAAAUUAUGAAAAGUCUACUCCAAAGGCUAAAGGAUACAAAUUAAGUAUAGCUAAAGGAAAUGAAGAAUCCCUGCCUCCACGAGAACAACAUGGAUAUCACCUUCUUUCAUUGAGAUUGUUGGCGGUCCUAGGUGGGGUGGUUGUUGGAUAUGCCACAAGCUUUUUAGGGCCUAUAUUUGAUAUGCCAAAUUUCGUGAAGAAGAUGGAUCCCUCUUUGGUUCCAAAACAAACAUUCUCCACUGGCAGAAACUACUGUGCUUUUUCUGAUCCGUCAUUUCUGGCCAUUUCGUCAAUCAUCUCUCCUUUCUCUGCCUUCGGUUUAUGUUUAGCAUUUUUGCUUAUGAGAAAGACAGGCCGAAGGCCAUUAUUAUUCAUGGGAUCCCUCAAUGAGAUAAUUGGAAUUGCUUUGGUCUUGUGGUUUCCGAGUGCUUUGAUUGCCAUUUUUGGAUUGGCUUGCAUUGGAUGUGGAGUUGGACUUCAUUGCUUGGCCAUCCCAACUCUCUGUUCGGAAUUGGCUCCAAAAGAAUUAGGUAGACAUUUCGGAGCCUUGUUUGGAUUUCAAGUGCUAGGAGGAGCACUGGCAUCACUAGUGAACCUUGGAGCUUCAUUUCAACUUGUAUGGGGAUGGAGAGUACCAUUUGGAGUACUGGGAUUCUUGGUAGUCGUACUAAUGUUGGUGUCGAUACAGAUAGAUGAAAGUCCAAUGUACUAUGUUGAGAUAAAUGAAGAGAAGAGAGGUUUGGAAGUACUAAUAAAGAUGAGACCCAACCAGUUUGUUGCUGACACAAGAAUGGAGUGGGAAAAUAUCUUAAGGGAUGUACGAGAAAUCCAAAACACAAGUCAAGUGAAAGAAUUGUUAAGCAGGUCCACACGACCUACCAUAAGUAUAAUGCUCGCAGGAGUGUUUUUACCUCAAGUGAUAACGACAGCUCCAAUGUUGUUUUUCGGCCCAGUAACCGUAGGAUCAUUGUCCACCUUAAAGAAUCAGCAAUUUUGUGUAGCUGCAAUUGCUGGGGUACUUGGAUUUUCGUUCACCUUUUCAACCUCAUUGUUUCUACAAAAAUUUAAGAGGAGGCGACCAUACAUUAUCUCAUUUAUUUCAAUUGCCGUGUCACAGGUAGGUGUGUCUAUUAUUUUAAAAUUGCUUCCAAUCAAGUAAAAUAUUGCUAAAUUAAGAUUUUGUCCUAUAUUUCAUCCACGUUGCACUUUGCAGUUUAUUUUAGGGGUUGUGUUCGUUUACUUCACUUCCGCUGAGGCAAAUAUGAAAAAAGGCCAUGCCUAUGUUGCUUCAACUAUGAUUGUGAUUGCUUUCGUUGGCGUUACCGUAUUGAUGAGUCCACAUGGGUGGAUUAACACCCCACUAGGGAGAGAUGGUAAAUUAGGUGGAGCCUGUGUAGUUGGUUUUGGUUUUCUGGUCACAUUUUCUAAAAAUAUGUAUUCAGUAAUGCUUCUUUGCAAAAUCGGUGGAUGGACCUUUUUUGUGGAUUUUGGAGUUACGGUGGUGUCCUGUUUGAUUUUUUACAAAUUUGUGCCAGAGACUACAGGUGUUAAAAGCGAUGGUGUUGUGAACAUUUGGAGCGAGCAUCCCUUUUGGAGAAGAUUUCUUGAAGAUGGAGUGGCACAAAGCCGCGUAGAACUAUCGACUGUUGGUUGAAAUCAAUUUCAUGAAUUUCUAAGGCAUUAGUUGCUGGUGUCUUUUGUUUUCAUGUUCCUGAUAAGCUUUCUUGUUCGAAUGGUGCACUGUUGAAUUUCACUUUUAAACUUACUGUCACAAUUGUUGACGUUCAAUAACAAGAUUUCUGCUAAGUACGUAUGAGUUGACUUCAUAAGAUAUCAUGGAGGCUUUGAACAAUAUCCUUUUUGAUUCAAAUAGUUUGCCUUCCGCACCAUCAUCUUUAAUUUCUG
Messenger RNA from Oldenlandia corymbosa var. corymbosa, 2614 nucleotides. The record is from the annotation of a GenBank genome assembly. NCBI's taxonomy places the organism in Eukaryota, Viridiplantae, Streptophyta, Magnoliopsida, Gentianales, Rubiaceae.